Molecule: messenger RNA, 1376 nt
Organism: Pisolithus orientalis
Lineage: Eukaryota; Fungi; Basidiomycota; Agaricomycetes; Boletales; Pisolithaceae
Exons: 3
Coding region: 51-1376 (441 amino acids)
Biological process (GO): ubiquitin-dependent protein catabolic process
Cellular component (GO): cytoplasm
Molecular function (GO): ubiquitin conjugating enzyme binding; ubiquitin binding
Source: RefSeq, a predicted model, not a curated record
CCCAGUCGAGACAUGCCAAUUACAGCCAGCCAGCCCCACCACCGCCAGCCAUGAUCACCCUCUCGCCAACCCCACCGCAAGACUCGCCUGUCGCCCAUCUCAAGGGCAUCUUCCCCGAUUUCGAUGAGGCAGUCAUUAUCUCCGUCCUCGAAUCCGUCGACAAUGACCAGGACCGCGCGUUGGACGUUCUCCUCGGCAUGAACGAUCCUACAUACGUCCCUUCCGCACCAUCCCCCGCCAUCCAAUCCCGACAUCCGCACCAGCAGCAACCAGACCUCACCCAGGAAGAUCUUGAUGCACAACUUGCUCGCAGACUUGCGUCCGAAGAGGAAGAGGCCGCAAGGACUUGGUCGUCUGAUCGACAGCCAGGGUGGGGAGGCGUACCGCCACCCCAACAACAACACCAGCAGCAAGCCAGUUACCAGGCAUAUCAGCCUAGAAGGAGCAGUGAUCGCGACUCAGGCAGCUGGACUGAUUGGAGGACUGGACAACAUCGGACUUCACAACCUCCAGGGCAGGGACAAAGGGAUACUAUGGCAGAGUUUCAGGAGGGAUUCUAUAAGAUCGCAGAAACCGGCAAGAGAACCUUUAGUACGAUCGUCUCCAAAGUCAAAGCUAAGAUGCAAGAGUUCGACCAAGGCAGCGGGCUUGGCUCUGGGAACGCUAGCACCAAUGCUUAUGGUGCUCAUGACCCAAACCUCCAGAGUACCCCGGCUCAGGGUUACACUCACUCAUCACCUUACAGUGCUGGUAGAUCCACCACUUCCUGGAGUGGAGGCCAACCCCGUUCAAACACGUAUGCGUCCGCCUCGCCAACUUUCGCCCCGCCAAUUCCUCCCAUCGAUACACGACCCAAUACCAGGACACGUACGCCUACUCCACCUGUUGUGAGAGGUUACGAUCUGUCCGAUCCUGCCGAGGGCGGUGUAUCACCCCGAGCUCAUACACCCCCACCCCCUUUUCCUAGCGAACACAUCACAAUGGGGAGUUCAGGAGCUGAGGGUGAACCCCCAUUGUCUGCACUUCCAACUUCGCCGGACCACGCACCACCUGGCGCGUUCCCGUUGAGGUCCGGCAGCCCAACGCCCUUCACUGCAUCGUCGCAGCCACGUGGCUCCACUUCUGGACCCGGUGCUGUUCCGGUGUCGGGGAUGCUACCGAGUUCAGGACCGCAGGGAGCUGAGGGCACAGUACCACGCUCCAACGUUGAAUUUAGUAAACUUGGUCUUCUCCCGAAACGGCCCGUUUCGCUGGUAAGGCCGUUGUCACCGCCCGCAGCGGCUGCAGGUGGUCGUAGUUACGCACCUGCGCAACGGAAAGAGAGUAGCGAUGAUGAACUGGAGUACGUCGAGAAUCCAUUCGAAGACCAGCAUUGA